AUAGGAUGUUUUUUGUGCGUGAUUCGGCUUUUUGCGUGUGGCAUGCCGAGAUUGCUGUGCAAGCUAUGUAAUGCUUCCGGCCUGCCAUCUUCCAAGUCAAUCUGAGGAUUUUACAGAUUCACAUCCUGUGGAACAACCCUCCACGGUAGUUUCGGCCAGGCCGCUGUGAUGUCGUCUUAGGGAUGGCAGCCGUCGACUGAUGGCGGCUAGAAAAUCUGGAGUGACGUGACAGGAUUGUUAUAUGUCAAUACAACGCCCAAAUACAGUCUGUCCCGAUGGUCGUGCCUUGGCAUGGGUGCCAAUGUCAUGUCCACCAUAGCAGAACUAAUUGAGCGUUGGGGCUUCACACCCGUCCUACACCCUACCACUUAUAAGAACGAGGUGGUAUUGGAGCCCGGGGACGAUGCCGCUGAACUGCAGCCCCGUGACUAUGUUCCCGGGGACCCGGAGAAGGCCGACGCGAUCAAACUCGACGAGAAAGAUACGAACAGGAAUUCCGGACUCAAUAGCUUCACGACGUCCCAUUCCCGUUCCUUGACGAAAAUCCAAGAGAUCGCGCCGGAUGACUCGUUCCUCAGCGAUGGCUAUGGUGCUUCAGACAUGGGUCACGAGAACUGUUGUGAGCGCAUUGUUAUUAACGUAGCGGGCCUAAGGUUCGAGACCCAGGUAAGAACGCUAGCCCAGUUCCCAGACACUCUACUUGGCGACCCACAGAGGCGAAUGCGAUAUUUCGACCCGCUGAGAAACGAACAUUUCUUCGACCGGCACCGCCCGAGUUUUGAGGCAAUCUUAUACUACUACCAGAGCGGAGGAAGACUACGACGUCCUCUUAAUGUCCCUGACGAAAUUUUCCAAGAAGAACUCAAGUUUUAUGAACUAGGCGAUGAAGUUAUUCAGCGAUUCCGUGAGGAUGAGGGGUAUAUCAUCGAAAAGGAAGAACUACUACCGAAGAAUCCAUGUCAGAGGUUAAUUUGGACGAUGUUUGAACAUCCUGAGACGGGCUGGCCAGCUCGGAGUAUCGCUAUCUUGUCUGUGUCCAUUAUCAUUCUCUCCAUUUUCACCUUCUGCCUCGAGACCAUGCCAGUUGUUCAAGAGGAAAUCAAGAAAGCAAGAGGCAACCACAACAUCUCUGGUCCAGACAUGAGCGAUGACAUACCCCAGAUUAACGAUCCAUUCUUUAUUAUAGAGACAAUAUGCAUAGUUUGGUUCACCUUCGAGCUAUUGGUAAGAUUCUUGUCCUCGCCAAGCAAGAUCCAGUUCUCCAAGAACUUCAUGAACAUAAUUGAUCUCAUAGCAAUAAUCCCUUACUUCAUUACCCUCGGUACACUAGUUGCAGAUUCUAGGAGCAAGAACCAGUCUUCCUCCCUCGCCAUCCUUCGAGUCAUUCGGUUAGUUCGCGUCUUCAGAAUCUUUAAGCUUUCCCGUCACUCUAAGGGAUUGCAAAUUUUAGGAUUAACACUGAAGGCAAGUAUGAGAGAGCUUGGUCUGUUGGUAUUCUUUGUUUUCAUAGGAGUGAUACUCUUCUCAAGCGCAAUCUAUUUCGGCGAGACUGACCACAAGGAAACUCACUUCACCAGUAUCCCGGACGCCUUUUGGUGGGCCCUGGUCACGAUGACGACUGUCGGCUACGGUGACAUGUACCCACAGACAGUUGGUGGGAAGUUGGUCGGGUCGCUCUGCGCAAUUGCAGGCGUACUGACCAUUGCCCUGCCCGUACCUGUCAUUGUGAGCAACUUCAACUACUUCUACCAUCGAGAGACCGCCAGUAAAGUUGAAGAGGACGAAUAUCAGCACGUCGAGCAGCCCUGUCCGUAUGUGCCAGCCGAGAAGAAGAUGAUCACACCUAGUGACGACAUUGACCUAUCAAUAGGAGAUAAGGGCGAAGAAGGGUCAGACGUUCUACGUAGGCCCAAUCGCAUCGAUUUGCAGAAGACUAACCUUGACCCGGACGCCUCCGAGUGCUCAUGCGUUCACGUCAACCGUUACAACAUCAGCACGGAGGUUUGAAACGGGUCAGAAGACAGAUGAAUCGUCCGAAGGGAAAGUCAUAGACAAGUACGCCAAUUCGAAACUUUGAUGAAGGGCACCCAGGUGCCCAGAAUGAUAAUGGACACAGACAAAAUGAGUCAUUCGAACAUUCGAAUCAGUGCAUUGGCUAUCUCUCCCCUCAUUGAAAUCCUGCAUUAGGAUGACAGAUGUCUUCAGUCAGGCAGGAGGCCUAGAACCUAGGUUUGGACUGGUUCUUGCACCUGGAAUGUGGAUUCUUGUUUGAUCCAAUAUUACCCAUAAUGCUGUUUGUGAACGGUCGAUAGAUUCCUCACGUCAAGCUGGAAACAGCUAAUGUGCUCAUGCGCGAAAGGUGCCUAAAAGUUGGCGCAAAUAUAGUUGACAAUUUUGGACAUUUUCUAACAAUCUUUGAUAAUAUAUUUUUGGUCUUGUUUAUUCACGAAUAUUCCAAAACUUGUACCAUUCCAGUGCGUGCCGCCAUCUUGUUUCCGGCUCUCGCCCGAGAUCGCAGCACGCUACUAAUUCAAACCGAUCGUUCAGUAUGAUGGCGAUUGACCUUUGACCCUUCCAACAUUCCAAACACUCUGUCCCGGUAUUUUACCGGGAAGUUAGAAGUGUUCGACUCUAACUGGUGCAACCCUGUGUCGUUUGGCUGACAAUGGCUCAAUCAUUUCACCUGAAAAUAAAGUUUGGAAAAUAUUUUGGAAAAUAUUAAUUUGGGAUAACUUUUCAUUCUAAUGAAAACAUAGGGUCCUCAAUUUGGGGUGAUCGUUAAAAACCUAUAUAUUUACAAAAAAUGAAAAGAAUGACAACACUGUUGACAAAUUGUUGAAUUGCGCCAGCUUUUCUGAACCUGUAAGCAUUACAGUGCCGCCACCGAAGUGAACCACCAUACAUAAUGCAUGUGUCUGCAUAAUACAUAACGCAUUAAAUAUUUAAGUUUAUCAAUAAUUUCACCGCUCCUAGACUUAAAAUCUGUACAAAAAUUGUACAUUUUUUCCAAAUGGGGUGUAAACCAAAUUUAUUGCGCAGUCUUAAUUUUACAUUUUAGUCUUUUGAGGAAAGACCGACAAACUUAAACCGUCUUACUGUUAGAUUAGUCCACCCCAAGAAAAAACCAGCUCAGAACGAUAACUAAUUAGAUCAUUAUAGUUUGCAUCGACCUUUAUGUGGAUAUGGUUGGUAUUUAGCAUGCAAUCCUUACCUCGGCUUAUCAAGAAUAAUUGCAACCAACUAUAUGCGUAUUCCACACUGCACUGUUUACUGAAAUAUAUAAAGAACGCGUCAGCACCCAUAGAAAUCUCUCUGACUACAAUUAAAGGAUAAUCUGUCCGUCAAUAGUAGAAUACUACAAGUAAUUAAACAACCGAACAGACAAGAUAGCGAUACACCGAGACCGAGAAACUGAACACAGUUCCUCGCUCCUAGGAUAACAAAAAGAAGAAAAAGCUUUGGGCUUGUAAUUAGCGAUUUGGCCUCCGCCAUCCACAGCGUGAAAUCAUGCCGAGAUGGCAGGCAAAUUAUGCAAGCAUGAGACAAUAUGUGACUAAGGUUUUAAGAAGUGCAGAUAUUGUAUGGAAUACGUUGUAAUCAUGGGUUGACGAGUUUUUUUCCAGGAGAUUUGUUGUAAAUCUCCCUUCUUCUGUGGAAAUCAACUGGUCUUUUCCUAAUGAGGCUAACACUGACGUGUGGAACAAUCUGCACAAUAAAUAGAUAUAUACCGACUCCCGUAUUAAUCACACUAUACCGCUAUGUUAGAGGGUCGAGAUAACUAGCCAGCAGUUGCCUCAGUUCGUGAAGUUGCUACUUUGUUCAGAAGUCGUGGCUUGGGUUCUGUCUUAAGACUUCCUGGAAAAAUGACGUCCCAGUUUUCUGAGAUGGUCCUGUCGCACAGUCGGCGAGGCUGGAGAGAUGACCUGUGCACGUCUCAAGGGAUUCAAACACCGACAACCUCCCCUGAACAAGGAGCGAGGACGCCCCGCGGCGUGGUACAAGUCAUGUCCCUGGUUCUUGUCGACUAGGCGAAAGGCUCAUGUCAGGAGAAAGACUUCUUAGACGCCUCAAAAUUGGACAAGUCAAGUCCCAUGUCAGGAUGUGACUAUAGCUUGGUCUCGUGCACACGGUAUCAAUCAUGACCAAUGCUUUAUCAGUUCCCCAAACAAACACAGUAUUGCUUAGUAAAAUAGGAUGUCAUCAUCACCAUAUAUUGUAAGGACAGAGAAGUGAAGUUGAUACAUAAAAUCCAUGUUUAAAUGUUGAAGAAUGU
This is a messenger RNA of Branchiostoma belcheri (Belcher's lancelet), 4273 nucleotides long. Its product is annotated as potassium voltage-gated channel subfamily A member 1-like. Bases 292 to 2007 code for a protein of 571 amino acids. The transcript has 3 exons. Gene Ontology annotation, molecular function: delayed rectifier potassium channel activity; protein binding. Gene Ontology annotation, biological process: potassium ion transmembrane transport; protein homooligomerization. NCBI's taxonomy places the organism in Eukaryota, Metazoa, Chordata, Leptocardii, Amphioxiformes, Branchiostomatidae. Gene Ontology annotation, cellular component: membrane; voltage-gated potassium channel complex. The record is from RefSeq and is a predicted model, not a curated record.